Molecule: messenger RNA, 507 nt
Organism: Cooperia oncophora
Lineage: Eukaryota; Metazoa; Nematoda; Chromadorea; Rhabditida; Trichostrongylidae
Source: the annotation of a GenBank genome assembly
AUGUACCUUCAAAUGUGCACGGUCAGUCCUUACACUACGCCGCCUACGCAGUACUGGGCAACCAUUUCGUAUUAUGAAUUAAACAGCAGAGUCGGCGAAUAUUUCAAGGUGUACAAAAAUGAAUUGAUAGUGGAUGGUUUCACGGAUCCUAAUUCUGACGAACGUAUAUGUCUGGGACUCUUGUCGAAUGUGAAUCGAAAUCCUACCAUCGAAAACACUCGGCGACAUAUUGGGAAAGGAAUCAGUCUAGUGUAUACGAGCGACUACGAUCUCUACAUACGAAAUCUCUCCGAAUCAUCGAUUUUCGUGCAAUCGCGGAAUCUUAACUAUAACAUGCAUCAGGAGCCGUCCACAGUUUGUCGCGUUCCGGCUCACAGUUCCGCUAUCUGUGUGUUCAGCAACAUUGCCUUCCAACAGAUGUUGCAUCACGCGAAGUUGCGAGGAGCGGAAGAGUUACAUGCUCUGCAGAAAGUAUGCUUCAUACGACUUUCAUUCGUGAAAGGUUAG